GCUUCUUUAAAACCAUAAACAAUUUUUUUUUUACACAAUUGUCCCAUUUUAGUCCCUUCCUCCUCUUUCUCUUCUGCACUCUGCUCUCAGUCACCUUGUUCUUCAUUUUUUUUCUUGAUUAUAACUUACUAAAAACAGCACAAUCUCUUAAUAUUCCUUCAGUUAAGCAUACCCAUUUUGUCAAAAUCUUUUCUUGGGAGUUUACAGUUCUGUAGAGAGAUUUUUUUUGUGUUUUGGUUGUGAAUCAACUGGGUUUUUUGAGUUUUUUCAAUGGGACCUAUAAGGGGGUUAAAGAGGAAGAAGAAGGUGGAGAAAGAUGUUGACCAAUAUACCCCUUUACUUUCUUCGUUAUCUCAUGUUUGUCCUUCAGAUUGGUGGGUCGACUUCUCCAAAAGGAUUUCUGGGACUUCAGUAGAGGAAGGAAAUUCAGUUACAUUUGAAUCUAUGUUCAAACUUUCAAGGAAGACAUUCAGCUACAUUUGUUCACUUGUGAAGGAUGCUAUGAUGUCUAAACCUACGAACAUAACUGAUCUCAGCGGUAAGUUCUUGUCUCUAGAUGACCGAGUUGCUGUUGCUUUGAGAAGGCUGAGUUCAGGCGACUCACUAUCAAUUGUUGGUGAGUCUCUUGGAAUACACCAGUCUACUGUCUCUCAGAUAACUUGGCGAUUUGUGGAAGCCAUGGAAGAAAGAGGCCUUCACCAUAUCCAUUGGCCUACAAAUCAAGAUGACAUGAAAGACAUAAAGUCGAAAUUUGAGAACAUCCGAGGCCUUCCCAAUUGUUGUGGUGCGGUUGAUACCACACAUAUCAUGUUUUGCCUCUCUACAGCUGAUCCAUCAAGUAAAGUCUGGUCCGAUUUGGAAAAGAAUCACAGUAUGAUUUUGCAAGCAAUCGUCGACCCUGAUAUGAGAUUCCUAGAUGUUUUAGCUGGCUGGCCUGGUAGUCUAAGUGACUCUGAGGUGCUCAAAAGCUCAAGAUUCUUCGAACUCACUGAAGAAGGAAAGAGGCUAAGUGGAGAGAAAUUUAACCUCUCAAACGACACAGAACUAAGAGAAUACAUUGUUGGUGACUCAGGUUAUCCCCUUUUGCCAUGGCUUCUUACUCCUUACACAGGACGUGAACUUUCUGAUCACCAAGCUGAUUACAACAAGCGGCAUUUUGCAACUAGGAAGGUGGCACAGAGGGCUUUGGCCAGGUUGAAAGAUAAAUGGAAGAUCAUUCAAGGAGUAAUGUGGAGGCCCGAUAAGCAAAAGUUACCGAGGAUUAUUCUUGUAUGCUGCUUGCUGCACAACAUUCUCAUCGAUUUAGAUGAUGGAGUUCAAGAUGAAGUGCCAGUUACUCAUCAUCAUGAUCCUGACUAUGGGCAACAAGUUGGUGAUUCUACCGAUAAAUCUGCUUCAAUUCAAAGAGAGAAACUUGCUCUCUACUUAGCUAACAAGCUUCCACCUAAUGUCCCUUAGGUUGUUCUCCUCUCAACUGAGAUAUGCUCAACAAUUCUUUGUAGUUCCAAAAGCUGGCAGAAUAAGUGUCAGAUUAUGAUCCAUGUAGAGUUUUAAGUCAAGAAAAAGUACCAUCUUGUGAAAAGACACCAACUAUUAACAACUGUGAAUUUUUAUGAUGUUAGUUAUACUAUCCAAAGGGAAGCUUUGUAGCAACGUUAAAGUUGUUUUCGUAUAAUCCAUAGGUCAGGUUUGAGUCAUGGAAUAAGUCACUGAUGCUUGAGUCAGGGUAGACUGCAUAUAUCA
Molecule: messenger RNA, 1743 nt
Organism: Solanum verrucosum
Lineage: Eukaryota; Viridiplantae; Streptophyta; Magnoliopsida; Solanales; Solanaceae
Product: protein ALP1-like
Exons: 2
Coding region: 271-1458 (395 amino acids)
Source: RefSeq, a predicted model, not a curated record